GCCCAUUGGAAUUAAAAUAUCCAAGAAAUUUCUAGGAACUCACGUUUUCUCGCCUAUAAAAGCACGCUCAGAAUUCAUUGUAAACCUUCUUUCGCCAAUCUUUUGGUUCCACACCUACCAUUUAACUCUCUCUCAUCAGAUCGUUUGAAUCACUUUCUUGCUGAAUUGUUAGCUUUCCAUAAUCCGAUUGUACCUUUUGUCAUCAGAUCUAGGGUUUUCUUAAGGUUUGAAUCGCGAUUUCGAUUUAAUUUCUGGUGUAUGUUACACUAAUCGUUUGGAUGAGUCUUUCUUAUUCAUGACGUAUGCUGUAUUGAUGCAUCGGAUCCGAAUUCUUCACUCGUUUUCCGUCGUUUUUCUCUACUGGUUUCACGAGCUUUCAUGAAUUUGCCUUAGAUAUAUAUUCUCUUUAAUUUUUCAUUAUUUGAUACACCUAUUGUUUUUAGUAAUUUACAAACCCUAAUUUCCUAAAUUUUUCAAAAAUCGGAAUAUUCCGUUUUGAUACUCGAUGACGUCACCAAAACAACCACAAUCUGCAAAUUUGGUGUCUGAUGGAGACCUAAGGUAUGCAAACCUUGAUGAAAGGAAAAGAAAACGGAUGAUAUCGAACCGAGAAUCCGCUCGCAGGUCUCGUGCGAAGAAGCAGCAGCGAUUGGAUGAGUUGCUUGGUGAAAUUAACAAGUUGCAGAGUGAUAACAAUGCAAUAAUGAAGAAGAUUGAUGGGGCAACACAGAUGUUUGUUGGUGCUGAGUCUCAGAACAAUGUUUUGAGGGCUCAAUUGACUGAGUUGACUGAUAGGUUGCAUUCUUUGAACUCUGUUUUGCAUAUUGCUCAAGAAGUUAGUGGUUUGGCUAUGGAUAUUCCUGAGAUUCCUGAUACUUUGCUUGAACCAUGGAAGCUUCCUUGCUCUGUUCAGCCGAUUACGACGUCGUUUAAUAUGAAUAUGUUCUAGCAUCUGUCAAGUGCUCUCUACUCAAGUUUGCAGCUUAUCUUGUGAUCCUAAUUAUGUCAAGUUUGUGUUUUUGGUUAAAUGUGUUUUAUAGGCAGAUUUGUCUGCCUCUGAUGUUUAUUUAGGUUUUAUGUGUGUUUAUUAGGCUGGUUUGUUAUGCUAUAUGGUGUGUAAAGAUGUUGGUUUAUUAUGUGGUUUUGCUCUUAUUUUCUGGUUGUUGGUAUUAUGUAAUGUUUAGUAAUUUAUAGAGGUUCUAGCUAUGAUGAAUUGAAAUUAUGUCU
Helianthus annuus (common sunflower) is the source of this 1227-nucleotide messenger RNA. Its product is annotated as bZIP transcription factor 53. The record is from RefSeq and is a predicted model, not a curated record. The transcript has 2 exons. Gene Ontology annotation, biological process: positive regulation of DNA-templated transcription. Gene Ontology annotation, cellular component: nucleus. Gene Ontology annotation, molecular function: DNA-binding transcription factor activity; transcription cis-regulatory region binding. Lineage: Eukaryota; Viridiplantae; Streptophyta; Magnoliopsida; Asterales; Asteraceae. The coding region runs from base 506 to 949 and encodes 147 amino acids.